Molecule: messenger RNA, 1338 nt
Organism: Clarias gariepinus (North African catfish)
Lineage: Eukaryota; Metazoa; Chordata; Actinopteri; Siluriformes; Clariidae
Gene: tspan10
Product: tetraspanin-10
Exons: 3
Coding region: 175-1176 (333 amino acids)
Cellular component (GO): membrane
Source: RefSeq, a predicted model, not a curated record
CUCAUUUAUACACACAGUCUUUCUCUAAUCCCAGCACUGUGACUCUCACAUGAUGCGGGAAUGAUCAAAAUCUCAGCUACGCUCUUUUAUACUGUCUCUCUCUUUUGCAAGCUCUCCCUUUAACAUUGACCAGCAUGCAGGUGGGAACAGUCGGUCCCAUACCAGAAAUAUGAGAUGAGUUUCUUCUGGCUUUUAAGAAAGAUUUCUUUUUUGUGGAAGCCAAGGUCAGAAAUUCAAGAUGAUGUGACCAAACCGCUCAUAUCAAAGGUAACAACUAGAAAUGACGUUCAAUAUCUGGCGACCGAUAUCAGCACAGUGAGCCAAACCGAUUCAAGCUUAUCAAGCAAUGACAAACUGUCAUCCUGGACCUUUCCCUGUUUACAGACCCACAGUUCCUCCGAUCUGACUGACUUUCUGCUGAAAUAUGUCCUCUUCACUAGCAACCUAUUCUUCUCUGUGCUGGGCCUGGCCACCUUAGGGCUCGGGUUCUGGGGUCUUGUGAUCAAGGAGUCCUUCGCUCAGGAGAAGCUGGAUGGCCUUGGCACUGAUCCCAUGCUGUUUUCAGUUUUUCUGGGCUUGCUGCUUUCACUGCUUUGUCUGACAGGCUGUGUAGGAGCACUGAGGGAGAACCAGUGCCUACUGCGUACUUUCUCUGCAGUACUGCUGGUUCUUGUAGCUGCUCAGGUUCUGGUGGUCAUUGUGGCCUACAGCAUGCAGGGCUGGAUUACUCAGCUGCUGCGCUCAGGCAUGCUGACAGCCAUGACACGCUACCAGGCUGACCUGGACUUAAGGUUCAUUACAGAUGAGGUCCAGAUCGGGUUGCAGUGCUGUGGGGUGGAUAACUAUCGAGACUGGGAAGUCAAUCAGUACUUUAAUUGCUCCUCUCCAGGUGUGCAGGCAUGUGGUGUGCCUCCUUCCUGCUGCGUGGAUCCACUAGAGAACGGUACAGUGUGGAACUCGCAGUGUGGCCUCGGGGCACAGCAGCUGGACGAGUUCUCGGCUCAGAGUGUGAUUUUCCUAGGGGGCUGCAUGGGCAAUAUUUCACGCUGGAUCAACCUGCACUCUGGGAUUAUUGGCAUAGUAACAGCUGGCCUGCUCUCAGUCCAGUUCCUCACACUGGUCACUACUAAACGCUUGCUGGACAGGAUCCAAUGGAACAAAACACGAGGAUUUUGAAAAAAACACGUUCUUAAUGUUGCAUAAAGAAACGUCUUUGUCAUUGAGAAAUACAAGGUACAAAAGACAGGCAAGUUAGCUGUAUUCCUGCUGUAUAUUUACUCCUACUGUUUCAUAUCUCAUCAUAUUCUGUGUAUGUUUUACUACUCCCACAGCAAAAAA